Molecule: messenger RNA, 345 nt
Organism: Ogataea philodendri
Lineage: Eukaryota; Fungi; Ascomycota; Pichiomycetes; Pichiales; Pichiaceae
Exons: 1
Coding region: 1-345 (114 amino acids)
Source: RefSeq, a predicted model, not a curated record
AUGGUGGAGCAAUCCAGGUUCCGCAGAGCGUCUGGAUCACGUGUUGAUGUGAGCGAGACACUUUCGAGGCAUGACAGGUGGUUGAGAAACUCCAGUCGGGGCGGGAACACAAACCCGGAAAUGUGCAGGUGGUGCAAGUUGGCCAAUUUGAGUAAAGAGGUCUCGUCCGGAGUCCAGACCACGCUCACGAGACGGUGGUCGUCGUCUUCCACAGACUCGAUGGUGAGGUUCUCAAGCGAGCUGGACUCCAUGGCUGCUAGUAGCCGGUUCAUGCUGAUCUGGCCGUUCUCGAACAGCUUGAGACUCACAGAGGUGAGUUUUGGAGAGCAUGCUGCCAAAGGAUAA